ACGCCCUGCAGAGCUGUAACACAAUAAAUAGUGGAUUGGCAGAAUUAGUCACUAGGCAAGUGAAAUGUCAAACUUUGUUGUCAUGUAUUUUAGUAAUGUUUAUAUUUGCUAUGUGUAGUGAGUAAAACAGUUGACAUGACCAAAAAGUAGGCCGGUGUUAUUGUAAUACGAGCAAUCGACAACAAAUAACAUCAUGUGUGUACGAAAAAUAAUAGUUUGCAAGCCAAAAGUAUCAGAGGUGCUUACAGCAUAUUUGAAACAAUGUAAUGAACCUCCAUGGACGUCCUAUUUCAUCAAGUAUCGCGACGUCCAGAACGAUCACUUUGGUCGUUCGCACUUCAACUGGACGUUGGAUUCUGGAACCAAUUAUCACAUUCUGAGAACCGGAUGUUAUCCCUAUAUGAAGUAUCAUUGCACCAAACGACCCUGGCAGGAUCUGACCGUGGAGGAUAACUUCUUCAAGUUUAUCAAGGUGAUCAACCUAGGACUUCCGCAGCUUGGUUACGGUUUGGCGGCACGCUUUCUAAUACGACACAUUGAAUGGGUGGAUAUGGGUGAACAGUUCGGUCAAGUGCCGAUCUAUUUUCUGUACAAGGAAGACAAAGGUUCGAGUUACUAGUUGGUUCGUUUAGUAGAAUAAAUUAGAUUAAAUGAA
Messenger RNA from Topomyia yanbarensis, 655 nucleotides. RefSeq lists its product as uncharacterized. The transcript has 3 exons. NCBI's taxonomy places the organism in Eukaryota, Metazoa, Arthropoda, Insecta, Diptera, Culicidae. The record is from RefSeq and is a predicted model, not a curated record. Bases 194 to 619 code for a protein of 141 amino acids.